AUGGAUUCUCAAAGGCAAUCUUCUAGGUUUUUAGACUUACUAAACAGUCAAGUACCUAACAAUGAAAACCCAUCUCAGUUACUGAGUUUUUCACCUAGUCCAGCCAAUGAAAACCCAUCUCAGUUACUGAGUUUUUCACCUAGUCCAGCCGUUGGAGGAUCUUCUUCACGUGCACAAACUGGUGAGGAGCGUAAGCAAAGGUAUAAGUGGUCAACAACUGAAGACCUGGUCCUCAUCAGUUCAUGGCUGAACACCUCCAAGGAUCCAGUAGUUGGGAAUGAGCAAAGGGCAGGAACGUUUUGGAAGAGGAUUACCUCUUAUUAUAAUGCAAGUCCGAAGGUGGUUGGUUUCGCUAAGAGAGAGCCAAGCCACUGUAAGCAAAGGUGGGGAAAGAUAAAUGAAGGUGUCUGCAAGUUUGUGGGGUCAUAUGACGCUGCAUCCAAACAGAAGAGCAGUGGCCAAAAUGAAGAUGAUGUUUUGAAGGCUGCACAUGAAAUUUUUUUCAACGAUUACACGGUUAAGUUCACAUUGGAGCAUGCCUGGCGGGAGCUUAGGAAUGAUCAGAAAUGGUGUGGGACUUAUGGAAGUAGUCAACAAAGCUCUGGUGCAAAAAGAAAGAGGGUGGGGGAACAACAAUCUUUUCAGUCAUCAGCAUCUAUGCCGAGUGUCAAUGGAGAGGAUUCUUCAACAGCAGCUAGGCCUAUUGGCGUUAAGGCAGCAAAAGCCAACAAGGGUAAAAGGUCAGUGGGAGAAGAAGAGAAGAUUCUGCAAGGGUUUCAGUAA
Molecule: messenger RNA, 783 nt
Organism: Brassica napus (rape)
Lineage: Eukaryota; Viridiplantae; Streptophyta; Magnoliopsida; Brassicales; Brassicaceae
Product: glutathione S-transferase T3-like
Exons: 1
Coding region: 1-783 (260 amino acids)
Source: RefSeq, a predicted model, not a curated record